AUGUUCGAGAUAGGUUUGAUGAGAGAUCGGGCAAAUUUGCAGCGUGCUGCAAUUUUGACAUCGCUGCAUCGGAACGUCUUGGAUUUGACGGUCAGUAUCGCUGAUGCGGUCACUCGUGCGAUCAUGGAUUUUGAAAUUCAAAUGAAUAAGGCGGAUAGUAUCGACGCCGUUCUUCAACUUCAGAAGGACGUCGUGCACCAGAUAUUCAAGGAAAGUCGAUUGGACCAAUGGAAGAAGGUUGCAUACCUACAACGUCUAGUAGAUCUCAUUAUUACACAUGGUCUCAAUGGACUCAUGAAUUCCACAACUCUGAGCGAGGAUUACUAUGUGAUACUGGAGGACGUGGAGUCGUUGCAACUUAUUGAAUAA
Molecule: messenger RNA, 369 nt
Organism: Cylicostephanus goldi
Lineage: Eukaryota; Metazoa; Nematoda; Chromadorea; Rhabditida; Strongylidae
Source: the annotation of a GenBank genome assembly